AUGUACACGUCGUCCGCGCCCGGGCCGACCCGUGGACGCGGCGGGAACCCGAACGCCGUGCCGCCGCCGCCCCAAACGCAGCAACUCCGCGGCCCGUCCUCGGGCAACCCCGGCGCGCCGCCGCAGCUCGCGACCGCGGCCACGAGUCGCGUCGGCGAGAUGCUGGACCAGGUCAAAGUCGAGUACGAAGCUGCGAUCCAGCAGCUGAACAUGGCCAAGAUGGAGCAGCUCGAAGUCGAGCGCAAGAUCCAGUCGCAAGUGGUCGAGAUGGACCAGAUCCAGCAGUCGCUCAAGGCGCUCGAAGCCAACCACCGGCGCAUCCGCCAGCAGUACGAAGAAGAUAUGCUGCGCAUGCGGCGACAGCUCGAGACGGGCCAAGGGGGGCCGCAGCUCCCGCCGCAGCAGCAGCAGCAACAGCAGGUGGCGCCGCAGCAGCCCGUGGCCGUCAAGCUCCCGAGUAAGCGCUCGCGCGCAGUGCCGUCGAGCAACAGCAUCCAAGAGGACUCGUCGUCGCUCAUGUCGAACCUUGUGGCAGCAGCCACGUCGUCGAACCGCGCGGGCAGCAGCAGUAGCAACAACCAACAACAGCAGCAACAGCGAGGAAACGUGGGCUCGCCCGUUCGCGUCGUGCCCGUGCAGCCGGCGUCCCGCAGUCUGCAGCAACUGGGCCAGCAGCCGCCGCCUUUGCCGCCGCCGCCCCAACAGGGCAACUCGAGCAACGCGCCGCCGCAACUGAGUCCACUGGACACGAACAACGCCAACGCGUCCAUGUCGUCGUCCCGUCGCAUGCCGAGUCUGAGCAACGACGUGAACGGCAAAGACCGCGUCGUGAACGCGUCGUCGUCGCCGCCUGCGCUGAAAAAGUCGAAACAUAAUGGUGCCGAGUCGAGCAUGUCGAGCAUGAAUGCCAAUGGCAAGAGCACGUUGCCGUCUGUGAGCUCUUCGACUGCCGGCAGUGGCAGUAGCGGUGGCAACAGUGCAAUGACGUCCAGUGGCAUGCUGUCGCAAGUGUCGAAACUCAAUCGGGAACAGGGCUCCACGAGCUCCAACUCGAGCCCAAGAGCUGCGUCGGGUGCGAACCAGUCGCAGAGCACAGCGUCGAGCUCGAUGAAGACGGAGAACGAAGCUGCGGAUAGUCGCGCGGCCAUGGGCUCCUCGACGGCGCUGUCUGCAGCAGCAGGCAACAACACGACGCAGAAGAGCUCGAACACAAAGGCGAGUCGACUGAACUGGAGCUGUGUAUAUUCGUCCAAGACGAGCAUGUCGUAUCAGGAAUCAGAGCGCCCAGCGGCCGAGAUGCACCAGUCAAUGGACCACCAGAGCGUCGUGUGCUGCGUACGUUUUUCGUCGGACGGGACGAUGAUGGCGUCCGGUUGUCACAAGACAGCGCAGGUGUUUGACGUCAAGACUGGCGACCGCAAGUUCCUCGUGUCUCGUCCCGCAGGAUCGAACGGACUGACGCCUACAUCGCAGGCCAACGCUUCGGCUAACGAAGCAGACGACGCGUAUGUCCGCGCUGUGUGUUUCUCGCCGGACUGUACAAAGCUAGUGGCUGGCAUGCCACAAAAUACCAUUCGUGUGUGGGACAUUGCAUCGAAUGAGGAAGGUCCUGCUAUGACUGGCCACGAGUCGGAGAUUUAUUCGCUGGAUUACGUAAAUGACCUGAUCGUGUCUGGAUCGGGCGACCGCAAGGUGCGGCUCUGGGACGCCCGCAACGGGCAAUGCAAGAAGAUAUUCGGCAACGAGAGCGGCGGUCCAUCGGAUGGCGUGACGUCCGUGGCGCUGUCACCUGACGGACGACUGUUGGCAGCUGCGUCGCUGGACAAGGUGGUACGGAUUUGGGAUACAGAGACAGCGCAAUUGCUGGAUCGCCUGGAAGGCCACAGCGACUCGGUAUACUCGAUUGCGUUCUCGCCCGACGGCAAGAACGUGAUUUCGGGCUCGCUCGACCGCAACAUUAUGUUGUGGGAUGUGUGCGCACAGGGCCGUACGACGACACGACCGCGCAUGCUGUUCCAGGGCCACAAAGACUUUGUGCUAUCGGUGGCGUACACGCCAGAUGGAAGAUGGUUGAUGUCCGGCUCCAAAGACCGGUCGGUGGUGUUCUGGGAUCCGCGUUCGUCGCGCUCGGUGCUAACGCUAACGGGUUACCGAAAUUCGGUCAUAAGUGUGGCGUCGUCCCCAGCGUCCCCCUACUUUGCAACGGGAAGUGGCGACUGCUUUGCCGUGAUCUGGAAGUAUCAGUGUCAGACAUUUUAA
This is a messenger RNA of Hyaloperonospora brassicae, 2259 nucleotides long. NCBI's taxonomy places the organism in Eukaryota, Oomycota, Peronosporomycetes, Peronosporales, Peronosporaceae. The record is from the annotation of a GenBank genome assembly.